UUAAGAAACUCUUAAAUUACUUUUUAACACUAUAGUAAUAUUAUUAAUAAUAAUAAAGUUUAGCGCUUUUAAAGUUAGUUAGUUAGUUAGUUAGUUAGCUAGUAAGAUAUACUUAAAUAAUUAUAUUGCCAUAACUACUUAUUGAGUUUGAUAAAAACUUUUGUAAUGGAUAUUUAACAAUAGCCUGGUUGUAACAUUUAGUUUAUAGCUAAAAUUUUGGAAAAAGCUCCAUAAAAAAAGUCUCCUCUAAAAAAAAAGAAAUCCAAUAACAGCUUAAAAAGUAAAAGUGUAAGUAAAACUCCUUCUCGCUCGAGAUCUAAGUCGAAAGACAAAAAGCCAACGAGUUAAAACUCAUUAUUGCCAAAAGUAAAUGGAAAUUUAAUCUAAAUAGGAAAAAAACUCUCUAAAGGGUAGGAGUCGUUUUCUUUUGACAAGGUGUUUGAAAAAGGCUAAUCUAUUCAAGAAAUGUACAAAGCCGUCUUUUAGCCUUUAGUCCAUCAGUUCGUAUUUGAGAAUAAAAAUAUUACAAUAAUUCAUAAUGGGAACUUAAAGAGUAAGCAGCAUUUGUGGAUAAAUGAUGUUAAUUAAGUCGAUGAGGGUCUCUAUGGAAGGCUAAUUGACAACAUAUUUGAUUAAAUCACCUUAAAAAAUAUUCAAAAUGGAGAUGGGCAAUUAAUUACUGUUAAGAUGAGCUUUUUUGAGGUCACUAAUUUUCAAGAAAAUAUUGUAGACUUUUUAAACGACCAUUCACCUUAUUAAAAUAUGGAAAAUAUGAUAGUCUCAAGAGAAAUAUUUGAUUUAGAUGAUUUCUUGGAGGUUAUUUAAUACGUGUAGGAAAACAAUUUGUUAAGUAUUAAUGAAAAGCAGGGAAAGACUUAAAUUUGCAAGAUUAGACUGCAAGGUGUUAACUCUAAUUGUGAAAUGAACUUUAUUAAUCUUGAAGAAAUUGAUUAUAUGAGCAAAGAAAAUGAGGAAUAUUAUUGUGGAUUUUUUAAAGAAAUAAAGGAUACUUACAUUACUUAAGGAAUAAUUUAAAGUAAAAACACUAAAUUCUACAACUUCAGUAGAAUGACUUAACUGCUUUAAUCUGCAUUUAAUUAAAAUUCUGCUUUAGUUGUACUAUCCUCCUUCGUUUCUGACUCUAGCUAGCACUUAGAUAAUUUGUAGGGAUUGAAAUUGACAAAGAGGUUUCAAAAUAUAUUUAAAUUUGAAGAUGAUUCGAUUUAUUAAACAAAGUAGACAUCUGCUUUGACAACUAACUAUAACACAAACGAUCCAAAUUUAAGUAAUUAGCAAGGGUUGAGAGAAAACAAUCCUUUAAUUUAAGAUUCAGCUGCUAAAAAUAUUUAUGGCAGUAACAAUUAAUCAAGUCCAGCUAAGUAUAAUUUAUUUAGCAACCAGAAUUCUAAUUUUCAAUCUAUAAAUCCAUAUGAAGAGUAGUCUUAUCCUCCUAUGUUUGGUUAGACUCAUCGUAGAUCAAAGAGUAGUUUAUAAUUUGUAGAUGCUGACAAAAAUAUUCUAAAUAACAAUAGCCUGUUUAAUAGUUAUUAACUAAAAAAUCCUUAAAUUGAUUAAAUAAAUUAAGAGAUAGACAGAGUAAACGAGUCAAUAUAAAACCCACCAGUUGCUUAAUCUGCUGUUUUCACUAAAUGGAUUAAAAGUAAAGCUGAAUUUAUCGAAAACAUCUUAACAAACAUUUGCUAAAAUAAAUAAAUCGAUGGAGACAACAAAAAUUUGCUCUUAGACAAGGUGCUAAAUUUAAAGUCCCAACUAUAAAAUUUAAAUGAAAAUUAAAAUUCAAGCCCAAGAAGUCUUCCAGAUAGAUUUGUCAGUGAUCAUAUUAAGAAAAGAACAUCAAGUUCACCAGAUUUAAAGCAAUCACACAAAGAUAAUUUAUUUGAAUAUUUUGAGACACCUAGAUUUGAAUUAGAUGGAAGAAGAAGAAUGAAUUAUGGAAAGAGGGUGUCUUUAACAAACAGUGACUAGAAAAUUAUGUCUGGCAAUACUUCAAUAAAAAGUGUGAUUAAAAGUCCUUCAAGCAAAAACACAAGCACUCCUACACAAGCUGCGUCUAACUAAUUUUAGAGAUAUCCUGAAUAUUCAAAUUAUUACAAUAACAACAUGAAACCUGUUUAUGACUAGAGAAAGAUCAGGAAGAGUGAAGAGAUGAAUGAUAGUAUAGAUGAAUAAGAUAUAUAUAUGAAAGCAAUGAAGAAAAAAUAACAACAAAAAACUAUAAAUUUUAAAGGGGCUAAAAAGUCUGCUGAUAAAUCAUAAUCAGCAAAUCCUUUAACACAAAGGAAAAGCUCGCUAUCAAAGGGUCCUAAAAGAAAAAAAAGCACAACCUAAAAUAAAGAAGAUAAUAAUAACAGCUAAGUAAACAUGUCAACUUUAUCUAGAAAAUCCACACAAUCUCGUAAAUCAAUUCUUUCUAAAAAAUCUGCCACUUCUUAAAAAUCAGUUAAAUCUGCUUUCUCAUAAAAAUCUUAAAACUCUAAAAAAUCUGUAAAUUCUAAAACAUCCAAAAAAAGUGCUACAUCAAAUGCUUCUAAGUAAAAAAAGAACCCUCUAAACAGCAGCUCAUAAUAUAACUUGCUUGGCAAAAGAAAGUCAUCAAACCUGAAUGUCAGCAAGAAUAUAACCUCCAAAAGAAGUUCCCUUAAUACCUUAGGUCAAAACAGAUAGUAGCAACUUAAAGUAGUAAAAUCACCUAAAUCUUUAAAUAGAUCAAGAUCUUCAGCACAAGGAGAUUCAACGAGGAAUUACAAGGAAGUUAAAGACAAUUUAUUGAAGGAAUUGGACUUUAAAAUUCUUAAAACAGAAAAUUCUCCUAGCAUUUCUCAUAGCAGAAAGACAAGUUUAAGCAAAUCUCCUAAAUUUACUCCAAGAUAGCUUAAUGUGCCUGUUUUGAGAGGAAGAUCGCUGUCUAGAGAUUUUAAUACUUAAUCACUUGAUGAGAGCUAAAAUUAGAGUUAUGGUAAUAUAGCAGCAACUCCUCUAGAUAAUGUUUAAUAAAAUUUUUAGAAUGUCAAGAUAAAAGAUCAUUUGAAGCUAUAAAAUAACAACUUAUUGGGAAAUAUGAGCAACUAGAAUAUUGGAAAUUUUAGUCAAGCCAUUUCAGCUACUAAUUUAUUAAGUAAUAAAAAUAAUCUAAACAACCUUUUCUCUGCGAGGCAAAGCACAUAGGCUUAAAUUAGAUAAAAUAUUAAAGAACAUUUAAAAACAUUUAGAGACUUGGUUGAAUCUAGUUCAGAAGAGUCUGACUAUGAUCUUCUUUAAUAAAUCAGCAGUAUUCAACCUAGCAUGCCUUUGAGAAAGUCUUUUAAAUUCUAGUCUAAAGUUAAGGAGUUUGACCUUAGCUUUGAAGCUGAAAAGAAAUUCUUUAUUGAAUAGCAAGGUAAAGAAAACCAAACAGAACUCAUCAAGAACUACCACAAGUUACUACUAAAAUCAUAUGAUAUAUAGAAAUUGUUAGAAGAGUAAGUUUUGAUUAAUGAAGAAUUGCAAAAAGAAGUGUUUGCACAAGAGGAAAAAUUUAACAUUCUGUAGAGAAAGCACAUAAAGAAAAAAAGAGAAAAACAACUAAUAAAAAAAGAAAUGAAUGAUAAAUUAGUUGAAUUUGAGAAGAUGGACUAACGUGAUACGUAAAGCAGAUAAUAAUUAUAAUAAUAAAACUAAAAGAUGUAAAAUUUGCAAAUAUAAAAUGAGCAACAAGAUAAAAUAAUAAGAAAUCUUGAAUAGCAAAUCUAGGAAAUAAAAGAAUCUUAUGAAAGUAGAAUUUAAGAAAUAGAAGAGCAAAGUGAUAAUCAAAAAAUAUAAAUAGAAAAAUUAAGUGAUAUAAUCAAAAGAAAUUAACAAAGUGAGAUGGACUUAAGAUCAUAAAUAAAUACUAAAUCAUAAUAAUUUGAUAACGAUAUUAAAAUUAAAAGAGAAGAAUUCGAAAGACAACUUGCACUUAAUUAAUUAGCAAUAAAACAGGUUCAAGCAUCUAAAUCUGUUGAAAUUUAAUCUUAUGAAAAAAAAUUAGCAGAGGCUAUGUAAGAAGUUGAUCUCCUAAAAUCUUAGCUCUCUUAAAUGAAAUCAAAAUUCGAAGCAAGUGUUUAAGUUUAAAAGAAAAACCAAGAAAAUCUUAAUAAUUUUAGAAAGCAAAUAGCUGAUUAAAAUGAUAAAAUAGAAGAAUUAGAGGCUGAAAAUAAGUAACUUAAAACAGACAAAGUUAUUUUACAACAUAAAAAUUCUUCAAUAAUUUAAUAAAAUAUCUCUCAAUAAAUUUAGAGUGAUAAAAAUAUUAAACAAAUCGAAUAAAGUUUACUUUAUUAUAAGACCAAAUAGAGCUAAAAUCCGAAGGAAUACUCUUUAUUAAAUAAUUACGGAUCAACUGUAGAUCAAGAGUAAAAAAUAGCAAUGAAAAUGUAAACACCCUAGCAUAAUAGCUCUCUGUAGAAAAGUAUAUAAAACAUAACAACUAUCCCUACCUCGCAUUAAAACAUGAAUUUUAGUAACUUACCUCUGUAGAGCUAACCUUAACACACUUUUAUCAGUUAGCAAGGAUAUUUGAACAGCUCAUCUAAUAUGCACAAUAGCAAUAAUUAAAAUAUUUCUGUUUCAUAAUAUGAAGCAAUUAGUAAUAGAGAUAAUAAAUCAGAGAGAAACAGUCAGAGCCCAUAAAUAGUAUCAUAAAUAGCUAUCUCAGAAAAACCUUAAGCAUUAUAAAUGCCCUAAUCUCAAAAAAUAGACCUUAAUAAUCUGAUAAACACCUCGAAUUCAACAAAAAUAUCAAAGAAAAGUAAAGAUGGAAGCAAGACCAAGAGGAUAAUAAGAGAGCCAAAAGAAUUAACUUCAGAUCAGCAACAAUUACUCUCUACCUAAAGAGGAAAUAAAAAAUCUCAAUCCCUUUCUAAAUCCAAAGGACAAUAGACUGCAAGAAUAACAGCAAUACCUGCAGAUUAAAAAUAAAAAAAGAAGUGA
Messenger RNA from Tetrahymena thermophila SB210, 4968 nucleotides. RefSeq lists its product as hypothetical. The transcript has 13 exons. NCBI's taxonomy places the organism in Eukaryota, Ciliophora, Oligohymenophorea, Hymenostomatida, Tetrahymenidae. Gene Ontology annotation, molecular function: ATP binding; microtubule motor activity; microtubule binding. The record is from RefSeq and is a predicted model, not a curated record. Gene Ontology annotation, biological process: microtubule-based movement.